GCCAUUAGAAACUUCGCCAGGCGUGUAAAGGAGGACAUGAUCAUCAAUUGCAACUUCCCACGUCCCUAAUCGUUGGCAUUAUUUUCUCUCCUCUUUUGCGCCAACUCUCUCUCUCUCCUGCGCAUCUCUUCACUUCUUCAACCCUUCCUCACCAGCCUUUAUCCCUUUCAUCACCCUCGUUGCAUCCUUGCUCGAGUUCAUGCUGGCUGCCUUUCACGCGACUGCUCCUCCCCUUUCUUCACCGUCCGCUUGUCUUGUUCCUUUGGUUUGAAUCACAAUCAAACAAAGGCCACUCGAGUUAAGUACAGAAGCAUCCUUUCAACUGCUGGGAAGGAGAACGGAUAUCGGGAUCACCCUGAAGGCGUUGUUUUGAUCAACUUCACCUCUUCCUACCACCGCAUUCACUCUCCUACGCGAGAAAAAAAAAACCACUCACACCUCGCCCACCAUUCUACCUACCUGCCUCCUUUCCUGCACCUGCGGCAUCUUGAGAGCAUAGCGUCUUCCUCAUCCUCAGUCAAUCCUAGCACGAAGCUCCUGAACACAACCCUUCUCAAGUCUCUGUCGCUCAACUUUGGCAUCCUACACCCUCUGCACCUGCAAGCAAGUUUUCUUUCGACAUCCCCGGUGUACAUAAAUCAGUCUAUCAAGAGAAAACAAAAUUAAUAAGGAUUCUGAACACAAUAUUCCGUCCACUUGGGUGAUAUUUGAAAGUCACACGACAUGUCUGCAUCACCCACAUCCACAACCGCAAUGUCCUCAGCAAAGCGACCCCUGGAAGACCCCUCUUCUCCAUCCGCCCCAACUGACCUCCCAGAAGCCAAGCGUCCAGCACUUGACAAAGUUGUUAAGGAAGAGGCUGCCCUGGAAGGAGUCGAGCCCAAAGAUGGUUCCGUCGCUGAAGAUACAAAGUCAAAGGAAAUUCAAGGACUCCCAGCACCCGUGACCAACGGCGAUGCCGACAAUCAUACAGAAACAGCAGACUCUUCUGCGACCAAUGGAUCUGCAACACUGCCCCCUGCAGAUGCUUUGCCACUCCCGCCUUCCACAUCGCAGAUUGAUCUUGCCGGCUCUCAGGCGUCAACAACAGCAACCCAAGACGAGUCUCAGUGGAUUCAUAUUCGUGCGGUUAUUUCCAGUGCCGAAGCCGCCACUUGUAUUGGUAAAGGUGGUGAAAAUGUAACACAGAUCCGGAAGCUUUCGGGUGCAAAAUGCACAGUAAGCGACUAUUCUCGUGGUGCUGUCGAACGCAUCUUGACCGUCAGCGGAGCUCAAGAUGCUGUUGCCAAAGCCUUUGGACUAAUCAUUCGUACUCUUAACAACGAACCUCUUGAGGCACCCUCUACCGCACAGUCGAAGACGUACCCUCUACGCCUAUUGAUCCCCCACAUCCUCAUUGGAUCCAUCAUUGGAAAAUCUGGGGUCCGCAUUCGUGAAAUCCAAGAAGCAUCUGGUGCUCGUCUUAACGCCUCUGAUUCAUGCUUACCACUCUCCACUGAACGUUCUUUGGUGGUGUUGGGUGUGGCAGAUGCUGUGCACAUCGCGACAUAUUAUGUCGCUGUGACUCUUGUUGAGCAGCUGACUGAACGUUUCGGUGGCCCUGCCGCCUCUGCCUAUGCUACCAGAAGUGGUGGCCCUGCUGGUGUCGUGCCAGGAGGAAUGCAAGUUGUGCCAUACGUCCCACAACCCGCUGGUGGCCAGUAUGGUCAUCCAGACAUGUAUAAGCGACACAACACUCACCCCCCUCAGCGUGUGCCACCACAACCUUAUGGUGCUCCUCAGAUGCACAUCCCUCCCCAGCAACCAUAUCCUGCUCAAGGAACACCAUAUGCUGCCACCCCUCGAACACCCAGUUAUGGAGGCAUGCCUCAACAGCCCGCGCCAUAUGGACAAAUGCCGCCUCAGCCAGGUCCACAUGGACAACCCGCCCAGCCAGCUCAUGCCAUGCCCGGACAGCCCAUUACACAGCAAAUUUUCAUUCCCAACGACAUGGUUGGAGCCAUCAUUGGCAAAGGUGGCGCCAAGAUCAACGAGAUCCGACACCUUAGUGGUAGUGUGAUCAAGAUCAACGAACCGCAGGACAACAGCAAUGAGCGCUUGGUCACUAUUACUGGUACACAAGAGUGCAACCAAAUGGCCUUGUACAUGCUUUACUCCAGGCUAGAAAGCGAGAAGCAUCGUAUUUGAACGGCCGCCUGAUAUUUUCCUACAUUCACAACUCAUAUUCCAUGUGUCAAAGUCUUGCGAAAUUGGGAUGGAUGGCCGAACAAGAUUGAUUGAACGUUUGCUCUUCGGCCUCUCGCAGGCAUUUGAGACAAUUGUCCGUAGAAAACUAGCAGCGAGUUGUUGCUAGUCAAUGCUGUAACUAGACUCGAGCGAGUCAAUUAAUAUCCUGUAUGAUCGUGGACAGGGAUACGAUCCUGAAGUGCGUCUGCGUAUUUUCCUCAAGUUCUUUGGUACUACCCCAGGUACCUAAGGUACUUCGGACCCAACGACCAUUCUCUACAAUCUUGUCGGUUGUCUUCAUGGGCGGAUGGAUUGCGGGGAAAAUAAUAGCACCACAUUCUGUACACAUUUGCAGAGGUAUUGAAUCCCACAAAAAUGGAGACUUGGGCAAAG
Molecule: messenger RNA, 2619 nt
Organism: Exophiala oligosperma
Lineage: Eukaryota; Fungi; Ascomycota; Eurotiomycetes; Chaetothyriales; Herpotrichiellaceae
Exons: 3
Coding region: 724-2187 (487 amino acids)
Biological process (GO): regulation of RNA metabolic process; regulation of gene expression
Cellular component (GO): nucleus; cytoplasm
Molecular function (GO): mRNA binding
Source: RefSeq, a predicted model, not a curated record